AUGUCAUCGAGUGUUGAGAGAAAAUCAGCUCAAAAACAUGGUCCAAACCAUGAUGAUGAUUCGGAUAUUCCGGCUAAACAAGCACGGUCAGAUAAAGCGAAUGGCACCGCUCAUGAAAAAACUUCAUCGACAAAAAUAGUAGAAACAGGCAGUUUAUUUUUUAUGUAUAAGCCAAAAGUCGAUGUUGAUGAAGCAUCAAAUUUAGAUGAAGUACAACGUUUUCAUUUGAUGAUGAUACCUGAUGGUCAAGUAACAACAAAACGUUUGCUAAUUAUAGCCAAAAAGAAAUUACCAAAAUCAAAACGAGAUCGUCAUUGGGCAUUUGUUCAAAAAACAGCGGAUGAUGUUGAAGAAAUAGCUGAGAGCGCCCUUGAACAAGAAACAUAUGAAACAAAAACGAAAGGAACAAGACACGUGAAAGCUGAUCGUAUGGCAGGAGAAGGAAAAUACGCCAUUAUUAAACAUGAAGAUCAUUCACAUAUUGCGUAUGUUCUAGAAAGUCCAGAAGAACUAGGUGAAGUCCAAAAGGCGUUCAAUAUUCAAAAAGAAGACUCAUUUAUUGUUACUGUUAAAAACCCUCACAAGAAACAAACACAAGGUGUUGGCUUGCCAUCAAAAGAUAAAGUUAAAUAUCCCGAAGAAAUUCAAGAAAUAUUUGAUGAUCAUGCUUGGAUACCUGUGGAACCAGAAUUGUUAGAGUUUGAAGGUACCGAAAUGAUAUGGAUUCCAUCAGGCCAUGAUAUUGAACACGGGCUCGGAAAAGCAGGAAAAAAAUUAGAACAAAUUGUUGAUACAAAAAAUGCCAAAGAUGUAAUGGCCGAAGCACAUUUGGAUCCUGAUGAGCAUCCAACACAAGCACUUAAAGAUGGAAAAUGGCCAAGUCCGUCAAAAGAAUAA
This is a messenger RNA of Didymodactylos carnosus, 897 nucleotides long. NCBI's taxonomy places the organism in Eukaryota, Metazoa, Rotifera, Eurotatoria, Philodinida, Philodinidae. The record is from the annotation of a GenBank genome assembly.